AUGAUAACUAAUAUGUCUCUUUCAUUGGAGAAAACAUGCUCGAAACCGGAUAUACACGGUCCCGAUGCACCUUUUUACCAUUGGUUAGCACUGGGCUACGUAUUUUUAUUUAUUCUUGCGUUAACCGCAAAUUUAUACGUUCUUUUCAAAUUAUUUCACUACACUCGACGUCGUUUUCGUGAUCAUAUACUCUUAUUGAAUUUGUGUGCGGCUGAUUUAUUUGUUACCAUUGUUUAUAUUCCAAGCGAAAUCUAUGCUUAUACUGUUGGUCGUUGGCAUAAUGAUGAAAUAUGUAAAACAAUUGCUGCAUUGAAAGGACUUGGUAUUUAUGUAUCAUCAUGUACAAUAAUUGGUAUAUCACUUGAUCGUUAUCUAUCUAUUGUACAUCCAUUGACUGUUUAUCAAUCUAAUACAAGAAAUAAAUUAUUUGUUGUUGGCUCGUGGCUGAUAUCGGCAGUAGCAUGCAUACCACAGUUAAUUAUAUUUAAACGAUUAACAAAUGAAGAAUUAUGUCGUGAAAUAUGUGGUGAUAUACUUUCAUCCGAUCCAGUAAAACGUUUGGCUUAUAAUAUAGCUGUUGCUAUAUUUGCAUAUAUAGCACCUUUAAUAGCUAUUUUUUAUUCUUAUUUUCGUAUUUUAUAUGUUUUACAAAGACGUUGCGAUCGACGAACAUUUCGAUUCGGCAAAUGCCAUGGUAUAAGUGCACGUAGUUGUGAUGUUAGCCAAACUUCGUCAUUAAAACGAAAUACUAGAAAAAGUUUCAAUCAUGAACGAGGACGAGGAGGAACUGAACGAAUUUCUGAACAAGCUGCUGUUCAAGAAGAACUCAAUACACAUAAUAUGAAAACAAUAACAAGGGCAAAAUUAAAAACAUUAAAAUUAACCGUUAUAAUCGUCAUUUGUUUUAUUCUUUGUUGGACACCUUACUAUUGUAUUGUCUUUUUUCUUCUUAUAACUGAUGCUCGUAUUGAUUAUGAUAAUUUAACGAAUCAACAUGGAAAUUUUACUCUAACCACACCUAUGGAUGUGCCUGCUUAUGAUCAAUCAUCGCGCGAUGAACGUUCCCUUCUAAUUGUGAUGAUGCUUGCUGUAUCAAACUCUGUUUUAGAUCCAUUAUUAUACGGUUGUUAUUUGGUACGACCCACGAAAUUGAAUUGUUUAAGUCGACGAAGAACUCGAACUGAAACAACAAUAUUAAAACGAACUCCUGGUGCGAUCAUUGCUGAUAAAGAAUCUAAACUAGCAACAAUACGAACAAAUCUUAAAAAUGAUAAUCAUGAGCAACAUGAUGUAGCUGUUGAAUGUCAACUUUAG
Messenger RNA from Rotaria socialis, 1314 nucleotides. Lineage: Eukaryota; Metazoa; Rotifera; Eurotatoria; Philodinida; Philodinidae. The record is from the annotation of a GenBank genome assembly.